GCUAGGUAGGGAUUCGGACUUCAGGCACAUGCAUACUCCUUGCAUGUGUACACAGAUGCAAGCACAUGCUGUUUUCACACACUGAAAUUCAAGUUAGUGUAAGAGGUACUAAGUGAAGACUACGACAGUCCUGCUGAUAAAGAACCUUCUCCUUUAAGAGAAGACUCUAAAGGUAGAACUCUUCAAACUUUGUUUAUAAAAAUCCAUCCGGAAAAGCAUCACAAUCAUGAAUGGGCCAGUGGAUGGUUUAUGUGAUUACACACUGGAUGAUGAAGGGACUUUCAUGUUCACAUCGGAGUCAGUGGGAGAAGGACAUCCAGAUAAAAUCUGCGAUCAAAUCAGUGAUGCUGUACUAGACGCCCAUCUCAAACAAGACCCAAAUGCCAAGGUUGCUUGUGAGACAGUAUGUAAGACAGGAAUGGUGUUGCUCUGUGGGGAGAUCACUUCUCAUGCUAUUGUGGAUUAUCAACGAGUUGUCCGAGAUGCAAUUAGACAUAUUGGCUAUGAUGAUUCAGCUAAAGGUUUUGACUACAAGACUUGUAAUGUUUUAGUGGCACUGGAACAGCAGUCACCUGAUAUUGCCCAAGGUGUUCAUCUACAUAGGGAUGAAGAGGAUGUUGGUGCUGGAGAUCAGGUAGCCAUAACAUCACAUCUAAACCAAAAAAGCU
This is a messenger RNA of Nestor notabilis (Kea), 668 nucleotides long. RefSeq names its product S-adenosylmethionine synthase isoform type-1-like. Gene Ontology annotation, biological process: S-adenosylmethionine biosynthetic process. The record is from RefSeq and is a predicted model, not a curated record. NCBI's taxonomy places the organism in Eukaryota, Metazoa, Chordata, Aves, Psittaciformes, Psittacidae. The transcript is spliced from 4 exons. Gene Ontology annotation, cellular component: cytosol. The annotation marks the transcript as partial. Gene Ontology annotation, molecular function: methionine adenosyltransferase activity; ATP binding.